Messenger RNA from Vombatus ursinus (common wombat), 4768 nucleotides. RefSeq names its product ring finger and WD repeat domain 3 (gene RFWD3). Gene Ontology annotation, molecular function: protein binding; ubiquitin protein ligase activity. NCBI's taxonomy places the organism in Eukaryota, Metazoa, Chordata, Mammalia, Diprotodontia, Vombatidae. Gene Ontology annotation, cellular component: site of double-strand break; nucleus. Gene Ontology annotation, biological process: protein ubiquitination; double-strand break repair via homologous recombination; interstrand cross-link repair. Bases 99 to 2357 code for a protein of 752 amino acids. The record is from RefSeq and is a predicted model, not a curated record. The transcript is spliced from 13 exons.
GCCCAGGCCUGAGCUAGCCUGGGAGGCUUCGGGGAGAGCGGUCUCCGCGUGCGGCCCCGACCCGGGAUCCCAGCGUCCUCUGUGAGGCGGCAACAGCAAUGGCUCAAGAAGAAAUGGACAUUGAUCUUCAGGUGGGAGAAGGAGGUCCUGCUAUGGAACAUGGGGAGGAGGCCUCUGCUGAUGCAUUCGUUGGGCAGGUGGAUGCCCCUCUGCUUCCUGUUCCUCAGGUGCCAAUCGAAGUGACCGAGGAAGUUGUGUCAUCUGCCGAGGAGAAUGUGGACCUUGGCGCCGCAGCAGCAGAAGAUACAGUAGGAGCUGAUGUCAAUCCCAUCCUCCCAGAGUCUGCCCUGACCUCGGUGAACAGUUUCAUUGACAGACUGCAGCAGCUGCAUGGGGUGCUGGGCCUCUUGAGGCAGCCCUCCCAGCAGAUGACGCAGUCAGUGCGAACGAGGAGGAGGACAGUCCGCCUGCAGAGGAGGGCGGGAGGGUCUCAGAGGACUGUGGACUACAGAGCAAGGGCACCACUGGACACAUACUUCCGAGUUAACAGGGUACAACCAGUCCAGUUAGCAGAUCCGCCCAAUCCUGAUGAUGAUGACAAUGACCCUGGCUCUGAGGUCAUCCAUGUGUCGAGUGACUCUGAUACAGAAAGUAACAGUUCCAGUGAGGAUGAGGAGGUGGACAUCCAGGACGAGGACCCAGACGCUGUUGGGCUUGGAGUUUCUGGAGAGGUUCCUGCAGAGGCUCUUCCAGAGGACCCUUCGGCCCAGCAGGAAGCUGCUCCUGCUGCUGGCGCAGAGGCCCCCCUCAAACAGCAGUCUCCACUGAAGCCUGAACCGCUGCCUCCCCCGGCUGCAGCAGCCCCGGACCCCUCGGAGGAGGAAGAUGGGGACACUUGCGCCAUCUGCUUUGAACAGUGGACCAGUGCUGGGGACCACCGGCUCUCUGCGCUGCGAUGCGGGCACCUUUUUGGGUACAAGUGCAUUUCCAAGUGGCUCAGAGGACAAGCUGGGAAAUGUCCCCAGUGCAACAAGAAAGCCAAACGCUCAGACAUUGUGGUUCUCUAUGCCCGAACCCUAAAAGCCCUGGAUACCAGUGAACAGGAGCGCAUGAAAAGUUCCCUGCUCAAGGAGCAGAUGCUGAGGAAGGAGGCUGAGUUAGAGUCAGCCCAAUGCCGGCUCCAGCUGCAGGUCCUUUCAGAUGAAUGUAACAAGCUUCGAAGUCACGUCCAGGAAUUGAAGGUUCUUGUGGCUCAGCAUGGGUCAGGUUCUGCUCAGCCGGGCAGCUCCCAGGCGUGUUUCCGGAACUGUCUGCCUCUCAGCCAGAACCAGCACAAGUACCAGUUUCAGAAGGCCUUCACAGUGUCACCGGAAGGGAAGUGCCGCAUCAUGGCAUACUGUGACUCCCUGAGCUGCCUGGUGGUGUCCCAGCCCUCUCCUCAGGCCACCUUCCUUCCUGGCUUUGGUGUGAAGAUGAUCAGUAUGGCAGACAUGAAGAGCAGUCAGUACGUUCCGAUGCACAGCCGAGAGAUUCGGGGGCUGGCCUUCAACAGCAGGCCCAAUAGCUGGCUGUUGUCCGCUGCACUGGACAACACGGUCAAGCUGACAAGCCUAGAGACUAACACGGUGGUCCAGACAUAUCACACUGGCCGUGCAGUCUGGAGCUGCUGCUGGUGCCUCGAUGAUGAGAAUUACAUCUAUGCUGGGCUGGUCAACGGCUCAAUUUUGGUGUAUGAUUUGAGAGACACACACUCCCAUGUCCAGGAGUUAGCUCCUCAAAAAUCCAGGUGUCCUUUGGUUUCGCUCUCCUAUUUACCGCAGAUGGCCUCGACGGCAUUUCCCGCUGGCGGGAUAUUGGCCGGAAGCUUAGAGGGUGCCUGCUUCUGGCAGCACAACAGCGGUGACUGCUUUGACCCUCACAGCCUACCUCUGGAGCCGGGCGGCUGCACUGACCUGCAGGCAGAGAGCCGCAGCGGACACUGCCUUGUCACCUACCGGCCCAAUAAAAACCAUAGCUCCGUGCACAGUGUGUUGCUGGAAUUGACCUGCAGUUUAAGUGAAGCUACUGAGCCAGUCUACUCAUGCCGGCCUAUUCAGACAUUCCUCGCUGGACCCACCUGCAAACUGCUGACCAAAAAUGCCAUCUUCCAGAGCCCAGAGGAAAAUGGCAGCAUACUGGUGUGUGCUAGUGAUGAAUCUUCAAAUUCUGCCAUGAUCUGGGAUGCAGGAAGCGGCAGCCUUCUCCAGAAACUCCAGGCAGACCAGCCUGUGCUGGCACUCUGCCCCUUCGAAUUCAACGAGCACAGCUACUUGGCCACCCUGACAGAGAAGGCCGUCAGGAUCCACAAAUGGGAGUGACGAGGUCGAAGGUCCAGCACGCCGCAGCCUGGCCUCUGGCAGCCGCAUGGUCGGCACAGGCUUGUGGCCAGUUUGAACUGGAGCGUUCUGGCUUUAAAAGCUGACCUCGGCACUGGUGAAGGGAGUGGCCAGGAGUCUUUUCAUGUACCUCUCCUGUGUGAGGCUUCAUUUGUUUUCUGUCUGUGGUCUCCUCUUAGCUAGCAGGAUCCAGAGGGCCUCCAGAUGGGAGGUUGUAUCAGGCUUUGGGGGUAUGAUGUGUGAAAGCUCCCCUCCCCAGGGGUUCGUGUGAACUGCCUUUACAGAAGUCCUGUUUGCUGGUUCCAUUCUUAACAGGCACAGGGAAUUGUCUCUGAUCAGACAGUGCUGGGAAAUAGAGGGAAACUUGGAUUAUUAUUGACCGAAUAGCCUCAAAUCUCAAGGGACAGCAGUCCCUUGAGAAACAGGGUAUCUUAUGUUGGGGCAUCGGCUCUUUGCAGAGUCUCUUGAGAAGGCUGCCUAGGCCUCUGUGAUGUAUAGGUUGAGGGGAAGAGGGGAAACUUAAAUUUAUCCUGAGAUCCCAAGAAGUCUGGUAAAUUAGUCUUCGCAUCUGAAGGCUUAGUCUUCCUUCUUCUCCCUUGAAAAAAAUGUUGGAAAAACAACAGGAAUUAUGUCAAGGUUAAUUCUUUUCUCUCCAUCAAUGACAGCUAACAAAGAAACAGCAAACAGCAGGGAUGGCAAAGGGAGGGGAAUUUUAACUGACAUAAAACCAGGGAGUGUGGGCAGAAGGGUCUCUUCAAGCUAGUUGUUAUCAGAAAAAUCCCAGUAUAACUGUUAUUUAUAUACACACCUGGGAGUGAGCACUGUGUUGCUCCUUGAAAUGAUCAUAAAGCCCAGGUGCACUGUGGCACGUUUCUCCAUCCCAAACUGAAGCUGGAUUCCAACCCUCCCCUACUCCACCCCCAGAAGCCACCCCUUGUUUACACACUGGCUUGUUUCUCCAGAGAGGUUGGCGGCAGAAUAGCGGCAUCUUUACAGAUAGUAGGAAAAGCCACUGCCAUGCCAGAAAGGCGUGAGCCACUUUUUUUGUCGUGCAGAAGGAUUCGGUUUGGCUAUUUCUGUCCCUUUAAUAGAGGAUUCCUGUAGCCUGAGCUGACAACCCAGCAAUCCAAUCAGAAAAAUUUCCAGGUGCAGGCUUGUGAAAUGAGAAAUGUGAUGCUUGGAAUGCCAAGUUUUUCAGUAUUCUCAAAGGUUGGAGGCUUAACAUAAUUUAAGGAAAGGUAAGGCAACAUGCUCCCAAGACCCUGGGCACCCAUCAGAGGUCAUUCCCCUUAGCUGGGGCAGCCGCAGUUCUCUGGCCCAAAUGUUCCAAGAACCUGCUUCACCCUUUGGUAGGUUACAGUGUUUACUAAAUUAAAUGCCCCACGCACCCUUCAGAUCGGCCCCUUUCCUUCCCUUCUCAGGGACAGUGUUUAAAUCCCAGCUUCUGGACCUAAGAGAGAGAAAAGAGAAGAGCCCCCUUUUAUCAGCCAAAGAAGGUUCAUUUGCUCUAUUUUGAUUAUCAGGAAUUGUUGCCUAAAUCUUGGCCUGGGGCCCAGAUGGCAGCACAAAACUUGAGUUAACACCCACUCCGUUGGGCCUUUCAGCAAACAGACUGUUAGCAGAAAUGAUGAGGGCAGACACUGGGCACAGGCUCUGUUUUCAGAGUCCCUGACUGUGGACCAAGGAUGGGGUGUAGAUUGUAUUCUGUGUCUGGGUAACCCCAGUGCCAGGAGGCCGGAGUUAGCUGCCCAGUGGUUCAAGUACAUUGAGGUUACGUGCUGGUGAGUUUCUGGCUCAGAAUUCCCUAAAGGACAGGAAAAGGAAGUGCUUUGGGUAGGCAGGGUUGACAUUUUGCCAGUUCUUGCUUACUUGCUUUAUUACAGUGAAUUCAGGCUUUUUGCUGACAAGUAUUAAGGAAAACCAAUAACUAAAUUUAAGCACUCCCUCAAAAUGCUUUGUUGGGAACAGAAACAAGAUUAUUCUCGACUUUAUGGCCAGAACCAUUGGGUGAUUUGUCGACUAGUGUGAAGGCUGCAUGGUACCAACAUCUCCUCCUACCUGUCAGCCUUCUAACAAUUUGGUCUGCAUUUAUUCAUCAGAGGGACGUUCAGUUAGAAAAUAGAUUAAGAACCUCCUUCUGAUGAGGCUCUGUGUCUGAGGAUCCCUCCUGUAGUCUGUAGGGUAUAUCUUUUGUGGCAUCUGGCACAAUAUUUUUAAUUUCAGUUAUUUCCCGUCUAAAUCUUGGAGCUAAGAGGGAUCAGAGUAUUUGAGCUUGCUUUGCACCUAAGUCCAUACUUGCUUGGAAAAACAAGAUUAUGUGAUCUAAGAAACCUUUGUUUAAUUGUACUUUUUUGUGUCCUGUGUGUAUAUGUAAAAAUAAAGAAUUUACAGUA